AUGGCCCCACGCACCGACGACUACGAUGGGCCGUUCCAGUGUAUGGGUGACCCCGAGCGACAUGAAUACCAGGUCUGGCUCCUCGCCGAGUUCCACGAGCGCGCCUCGUCGGCCCAGCUCGCCGACCCUGCCGACCCGGUCCAGUACCACCAGCGCGGCCUGUCCCGCCUGCGUGAGAUCGCCGGCGACCUUCAAGACCGUCAGCCUGUCGAGAUAGGGCGCACGCCCCACAACUACGUCUUCAACGAGCAGAAACUCGCGUUUGUCGUGCAGCUCAUCGACAAGCUGCGUGACGAACCGCCGUCGGUCGGCUACCUCUCGUCGCUGUGGCCGAGGGUCACACAAGCCGGCGACGGCUGGAUGUGGUUCCAGGACCGCUGCUACUUCAAGGAGGGCUCGGCACCGGCGCCAAACUCGGUCGACCUCACGAUCGCUGUCGCCGAGCUGGACGACGCGUUUGCCGCCUUUCAGCCUCGAUACGGCCCGGCCUACCUCGACCUCGCGAUCCACGAGCACAUGGUCGACUCGGACGAGGAGGACGACGACGACGAACCCGUCAUCGAGAACCUGUCCGGGUCGAGCUUCGCGGCACCUCGCUCGACAUUGGUCAUCAACGACAACGACGUCGACGCGUCCAACACCUCGUUCAGCUGUGGCGGCGGCGACGACUACGGCGGCGGGUUCGACCUCGGCGAGGAGGUCGGCGCGGUGGACGAGCGCUCGUCGGACGCCGGCUCGCCGUGGCAGCACGUGUCUGCCCUCGAGGAGCGGGAGCGGGAUCUCGGCGUCGGUACGUCGGCGCAGGGCGCGGCGAGGGCAGAAGCGGAGCGAGCGCCGGCCGCCGUCGAGGCGAGUGUCGGCCGAGGGCUGGGGCGCGGCAAGGAGCCCGGCACGAACGGCGACGCUCGAUGGAGCAAGAAGCGCCGGCGGAACGACGGCGUCGCCGUGUCGGCUCGUCGCGUCGAGAAGGCGCUCGACACCGAGCCGCUCGAGGCCCUCGCGUUCGACCAGCGCGAGGGCGACGACGGCGUCCGUCUCGCCCACGGUCGGCCCGCCCGCAGGCGCAAGCGGGUCGCGCAAAGGUUCACGCGCACCCGCACGACGUUCACCAAGCGUCACGUCGUCGUCAAGCCGUUCAACGAGUUCGACGAGGAAGGGCUCGCCGAGCACUUUGCCGAGGCGGUCGAGCUCGUCGACCCGGACAAGGCCGACACGCUCCCCCGUCAGACGUACCUCCUCGACGCGUUCUGGGUCCACGAGCGCAACGACCCGUCGACGCUCGUCCCUCUCGACCGCCUCCUCCGGGUCGACGGCCGCCAGCCUCUUCCCGACGUCGUCAUCGUCGGCCUCGCCCGCCCGCACGAUCCCGUCGGCGAUCCUCGACUCGCCGAGUCGAAGCAUCGCGAGGAGCGUGCCCGUGUUGUCGAAGCUCGCGAGGUGCGGCUCGUCGCGCGGUGGGACGUGCGCUCGGUCUCGUUCUCGGUCGACGGCGGGCCGAGGCUCGUCUCGAGGCUGGCCGACUACCGCCUCGCCACGCCUCGUGUCCCGGCGCCCCGGCGUCAAGUCGACGGCAAGGGCAAGCGCCGCGUCGCCCCCCUGCCUCGUCGUCGUCGCCCCGACUCGCCCCCUCCCCUGUUCGACCUGCUCGAGUCGUACGAGCCUCACGUCGGCGUCUUUCGCCGCCUCCUCAACCUGUACGUGUUCGCGCGCACCCACGCCAUCCGCGGCAGCUACGUGCUCUCGGGCGACAUCGGCGAGGACGACGACGUCGAGAGCCGCGAGGCGUCCAGGGUCGUCGACGACAUCCGCCGCCGCAUCAAGGCGAGCGCUCGAGACGGCGGCGUCGUCUGGCAGGACCAACUGCCGGCCUUUUGGCGCGUGCCGGUCGAGGCGCUCGUUGUGCCCGAGGACGACCUGUGCGACCUGUCGACCGACCUCCUCGUCUUUCGCGCACUGCCCGACUUGCCCUUCGUCACGCCCGACAUCUACAAGAUCGUGUCGCCGUUCUUCGCGCCCAACACGUUCCGGACCGAGAACGUCGACCAGGUCGAGCACGACAUGGACCUCGAGCGGCGCGAGACGUUGAAGCUCCUCAACAAGUACCGCGAUGUCGUGCAAGAAGAUCUCGAGACGCAGGACGAGCCCGCCGAGAGCGUCGGUCGGCCGGUCGUCAAGACGUCGCCGAUGUUCGUCGACGACCGCAGCUCCACCGACAAGAUCCAGACGUGGACCAGAGCUGUCGUGAACGGCGUCACGUACCGGGCCGGCGACAUUGUCGUCAUGUCCAGCUCAAUGGACACGGACGGGCUCGCCACCACGCGCAAAAAGCUCUCGAGCGAGAUUGACACGGCGGGCAAUCCCGCAUCGAGCGGGUCCGAGAGCGACGGCGGCCAGCUCGAGCAGGAAGACCGCGUCGGCGUGGACGACAUCUCGGGCCAGGUCUGGUUCGCCCUCGUCGAGUACUUCUUCCAGUCGCGCCACGAGGACGAGCUCCGAGUGCACCUGAGCUGGUUCUCGAUCUCGCGUCCGAUACCCAGCCUGAGCGUCUACGGCUCGCCUCGAGCGCUCUUCAAGCUCGACCGGUGCGACUCGCCGUUCGCCACGACCAUCUCGGGCCGUGUCGACCAGCCCGACGACUUUCGGUGGCUCAAGCCGGGCGACCCGCUCCCUCGAACGGGCUUCUACUGCGGGUUUACGUACAACGACGACACGGGCUCGUUCCAAGACGUCUCGCGGCUCGAGUCCACCUCGUUCGACAAGUGCCGCAAGUACGGCCUCAUCGACUGCGCCUCCUGCGAGUCGCAGGCCGUCUACGUCGACGUGACCAAGCCGUCGGUCAAGAACCCGCAGACGCGCUACAUCAAGGCCGUCCGAGGCGGCGGCGGCGACAACGAGCUCUUCGUCCUCGACGGCACGAGCUACCACCGCGACGACACGGUGUACGUCGCCUUCCUCGAGCACGACAUCAAGCCGCGCAACUUUGCCCUGCCGCGCAAGACGGACCCGGCCGACGCCGCGAGGACGACCUGGCGCCUCGCUCGCCUCCUCGACCUCGAAGCGCCGACCGCCGACGGCCACGAGUACAACUACGAGCCGGGCGACGAGAUCGUCAAGGUCAAAAUCGAGUGGAUCGUCCGGGCGCAAGAGCUCAAGCUGUCGAGGACGAGCGACGACGCGUACCUGUCGGCCCACGAGGUCCUCGUCACGAACGAGACCGAGCUCGUCGACGCCGGCAGCCUUCGCGGCCGGUUCACGCUCGGCCUUGUCGACGAGGACGAUCCUCACCUCGCCAAGACGGACGACUCGGGCGUCGUCACGGGCAAAGCUCGUCGCGAGCCGCUCGGAGAGGGCGACCUCAAGGUGGACGACCUGCUCCUUCCAGGUGGCGCGCUCUACUCUGGCGGCGGCCUCCUCGACAUCGGCCUCGAGCAAGGUUGCUCCCUCCUCCGCACCCGGGUCGCCAUCGAGAAGCACCGACCCGCGAUCGAGUGCCUGCAGAGCAACUUUUUCAACUCGCCCGACGGCAUCAACAAGAGCGUGUCGGACGUCAACGAGGCGGCCUACUUUGGCAAGGACCUGUACGCGCCCGAGCCCGGCUCGCUCUCGUUCCUCUCUGGCGGUUCCCCGUGCCAGGGAUUCAGCCGGCUCAACCGCUUCAAGACGCUCGACGACCUGCGCUGCGCCGAGCCGUUCGUUUUUCUCUCGUCGCUCGCCAUCUUCCGGCCCCUGCACGCCCUGUACGAGAAUGUCGCCGCCUUUGAGACGCACGCUCUGCCUUACGCCAAGCCCGGGCACGAGCGCGGCUCGUUCUUCCGGCUCUUCCUCGCCGUCGCGACUGCUCUGCGGUACCAGCUCCGGUGGACCAUCGUCAACGCCGCCGGCUACGGCGUCCCGCAGUUCCGCUCGCGCAUCAUCGUCCAGCUCGCGGCUUCGGGCGUGCGCCUCCCCGAGGUCCCGUCGCCCUCGCACGCCGUCAAGGACGCACGUGCCCGACGUGACCACCGCCUGUUCGACGAGCGCGACAAGAAGCUCGAGGCGUCGACCGAGGACGGCGCUCCUCACUCGCCGAUCUCGCUCUUCGAGGCGCUCGACGACCUGCCGCCGUUCGACAUCAAGGACUGCUUCGACGCCAACAAGGGCUACAUCGCUCGACCUUUCGGCGUCGAGGGCAAACCGGACAAGGCGACCGAGUACGGCACCAUCGCGCGCACGACGUUUCAGCAGCGCUGCCGGACGUACCUCGACGAGGACGGGCCGGCCUUUUCGAGCGGCUGCACCCACCACUUCUGCCGCUCCCUGUCGGAACCGGUCGCGCGGCGCGUUCUCGGCGUCAAGAUCGGCGGCAACCACGAGAAUCUCAAGGGCAAGCCGUUCUACCCCGAGCCGCCGCCAAACGUCCUGUCGAACCCGGCCAAGCUCGCAAAAUGGUGGCGACGGUGCACGCCCGGCAUGAUCCUGUCGCCGCUGCGCGCGACGUUGAGCUACGACGGUUCGUCGCAGGGCGAGCGGCUGCACUACAGCCAGCUGCGCCCGCUCUCGAUGCGCGAGCUGCUGCGGGUCAUGGGCGUUCCCGACGCGUACGAGCUCAACUUCCCGUCCAACAUCGGCGACACCGCGUUCGACGAGCAGCUGCGCCUGAUCGGCAACGGCGUCCCGGUCCCGCUCGCCGCCGCGUUCGGCCGCGCCCUCGAGGACGCGCUCGCGCCCGACGUCGAGGCGUACUUUGCCGAGCGGCCUCUCGCGGGCAAGGGCAAGGGCAAGGGCAAGGGCAAGAGCGUCGGCAGGGCGGGCAGCGUGUGGGAGAAGAGGUGGAGGGAGAUCGGGAGCGAGGCGCUGUGCGCGAGGAGCGAGGCGAGGGCGGCGAGGGAGGAGGGCCGAGCGCAGGUCGGGCACGGCUGGACGUCGUCAUCGUCGUCGGUCUCGCCGUCGCCGAUGCGCUCGGUGAGCUCGGACGAGGUGGCGUCGCUGCUGCUGUCGUCGACGGCGGCCGUCGACCGCGACGAGACGGACCGGACGUCGUUCGAGUCGGGCGCCGGCGGCGUGCUCUCGCCGCGCCGGCGGGUCAAGGCCGAGCGUCACGCCAUCGAGGUGCACGACUCGGACUCGUCCUCGGACGGCGAGCUCUGGCGAGCGCAGGGCGGCGCGAGGAAGGGCAAGCCCGAGGUGAUUGACCUCUGCGACUCGGACUCGGACUCGGACUCGGACUGAGCGAGGGCCUGUUGUACAAGGCGUACCAUCCAUCUCUCCUUGGUGUUGUGCCUGCAUUCCAUUCAUCUCUUGC
Rhodotorula graminis WP1 is the source of this 5281-nucleotide messenger RNA. RefSeq lists its product as uncharacterized. The record is from RefSeq and is a predicted model, not a curated record. Gene Ontology annotation, cellular component: nucleus. The transcript has 16 exons. Lineage: Eukaryota; Fungi; Basidiomycota; Microbotryomycetes; Sporidiobolales; Sporidiobolaceae. The coding region runs from base 1 to 5208 and encodes 1735 amino acids. Gene Ontology annotation, molecular function: methyltransferase activity.